Molecule: messenger RNA, 742 nt
Organism: Sesamum indicum (sesame)
Lineage: Eukaryota; Viridiplantae; Streptophyta; Magnoliopsida; Lamiales; Pedaliaceae
Source: RefSeq, a predicted model, not a curated record
ACUGUCUAAUCAUAGGCGAGUCAGAGGUCAUAGGCAGUCUCAACACAUGCACACAUCUUUGUUUAUAUAUAUAUAUAUAUUCCCACACUCUUCUCAGACAACACAGAAUUUUCCCCAUCAUAAUCACUCAAUUAUGUGUGCGAAAAUUCCUCUCCUGCUCUUGCUUUCUUGUUUCCUUACAAUGCAUGCAUGUAACGCUAGACCUUUUGCUGGAGCCACUUCGAUUUCACACAAGGUCGAGAAGAAUCUCAAAUUCAACAAGAAUCAUAGUUCAAACAUGAAGAAUACAUUUUGGAAGCGUUUAAAUCCAAUGGAAACAAAGGAUUUAUGCCAGAAAAACAAAGGCAUAGAAAGAAUAAAGUCAGGAAGUGAAGAUUGUAAUAAUAAGUCUUCUGAUCUUCACAAGGGUUUGCUGCAUCCCUCAAUCUCAGAGGCUUCAAGAUGGCCACAUGACCUCGAUGUUAGAGAAAUGGCCAUUUUCAAGGACGAAGAUUUAUCAAAGACGGAUUAUCAGCCACCCCAUCGUAAAUCACCUAUUCACAAUAAAUAAUUUAAUUAUUUUCCUCGUUAUUUCUAAUUUAUUAUUAUUAUUAUUAUUACAAAAUAGGUAAAAUAAUACGUGGAAGUCCACCAUGGAGUGUUUUUAGUUAAAUUACCCUUUACUUGCUACUUGUGUUUUGUAUACGAUCUUUGUAAGGUCCACGGCAUUGGAGCCGACUGGUUUUUCAACUACCUCGCUCUC